AUGCUAGAUGUCGAGUCGAGGCUGGCCCCUGCCCUCCUAAGAGAGAAACGUCAAAGAUGGCCGAGUCAAGAUGUCAAGCGGCAAUUGCCUCUAGUGGAGACAGCCCAGCUCUCACGACACCCGCACCCUCAUCUCCCCCUUCGCUCUCCCCUUCACCCUCUCAACAUCGGGACGACACCCCUCCUCUCCAGCCCCCCGAACCCCGAUGAAGCUUGGGUGUGGGUAAACACACCAGCGUCGCCCUCCGUAACCCACUCCAACCAAGAAGGAUGUCCUCAACCCAGCCCCCAGCACCAAGCCCUCAUCCUCUACAGCCAAUUCCACAGCAAGGGCAACACGAGUGAGGACAGCGACAGCGACAAGCCCGAGUCCAUCGACGUAGGCAACGAGCCCCCUCCCACUUUCCCACCUUCCACCGCCGCACUCGAGGCUGUGCUCAAUCACUGGUGGGAGGCUGUGACUGUUGAGGCACUGGAGUUCUCCGAGAGAAUGCAGCCGUUCCUCGACAGGAAGGGUGAAGUGAAAUCGCGCAUUGCCCGGAUGAAACAUGAGCUAAAAUGCGCGGAUGUGGAACUCUCUCAGCUCGUGAAGGAGGAAAUGGCCGUGUACAGACCUACGAUGGAUGCUAUUGAGGGCCGCAAGGCGGAGAUUGAGGCUGCUAGGGUUGAGUUGAGGAAUUUGUCUGGGCGCUGGAGUACCUCGAUGGAUGAGGAUGAUGGAGAUGAGUGA
Messenger RNA from Penicillium alfredii, 729 nucleotides. RefSeq lists its product as uncharacterized. NCBI's taxonomy places the organism in Eukaryota, Fungi, Ascomycota, Eurotiomycetes, Eurotiales, Aspergillaceae. The transcript is spliced from 3 exons. The record is from RefSeq and is a predicted model, not a curated record. Bases 1 to 729 code for a protein of 242 amino acids.